Oryzias latipes (Japanese medaka) is the source of this 6377-nucleotide messenger RNA. The record is from RefSeq and is a predicted model, not a curated record. Lineage: Eukaryota; Metazoa; Chordata; Actinopteri; Beloniformes; Adrianichthyidae.
CGCACGCGACCACAGCAGAGCCGCGUGUUUGUUUUUCUGUUGCUCUGAUUCUUUUUGUUUGCUUUUUCGGAUCACGCGCGUGAGGAGGAUCUUCGCUGUUUGGGGUGAUCUCCACGGCUCCUGCUGUCAUUUUACCCCCCCCGGGGUGGGGGUGGGGGGUCUCCAUGAUGGGUGGGUCAGGAUGCUUCAAGCUUAAAUUCGGGGAAACACCCGAAAACACGUUUAAAGGGUGUCACGUGAGAAGAUUAGGAUUUUGUGUCAUAAACCGAUUACACGUCAACAAGGCGCGGUGACAACGAAAACAAAAGCAGCAGAAAACGUUCAACAUCUCUCUAAUAUCCGCUAAAUUGCUCCGGAUUCUACCGAAUCACGAUAUUCAGAGGGCUUGACAUCCCGGAUGCUGGGGGCGGGACUUAGCCAAACGCGAGGCAGCAAUUCGCUGCUAGCUUGAUUGACUGUUCCUGUCGUCCAAUCACAGCUGUCCUCGCGGCGUCGGCUCUCCUGCUGCUCCGUGGCAUCAGGGUUACGGGGAAUAUGUCGGCCUCCGGGAGCCUCUUCGAAAGCGCCCUGACAGAGAGAAGCGCGUGAGCAUUUGGGGCUAUUUUUCAUCACUUUUCCCGCCUUCGGCUCGCGCUUCUUUGGAUCAGCGGCCUCGCGGGUCUAAAAGCAGGAGCCUCCGCGGGCUGCUGGGAAAGCUAGCUUCGCCUGUCAGCAGCUACAACGUCCGCUUUCUGGAACCGGGCUGAGGGGCGGACGGCCGCGGCGUGUGUCUGUUCGGUAUAACCCUCACAAAGCCCGGGACCCGGUGGGAGCCCCCAGCUGCGCCUGGAGGAGCAGCGGGACCUCCUCUCAGGUGAGAUGGAGCAGAAGUUUGAUCGGCCGUCGGACUGGAUCAUGCCGCUAGGACGGCCCCCUCCCCAUCACACACCUGGGAAACGGCGGCUGCUGUGAGGCCGUCAUCCUGGGGUUCCUGUUGGAUGAGGGGUUCUCCAAGGACAUCUUCAGCUUCUGUCUGAGCGUCAGCUCCACCCACUGACGGAGGUCGUCGUCCAACCAUCAUCCAGGCACCGUUUCUGUGUUCAGGGGAAGGCAGUGGAGGGGAAAUCUGGGGAAGGUUGGAGGUUACACACCUGUCCAGCAGAAAGGAGGCGGAGCCUCUGCAGGUGUUACUGCUGCAGGUCGGCUGUUCUCCGUUUUCCUUUCUGUGUUUACGGACGCACACGCCGAUGGAUCACCAGCUCACGUCAGAGUUUUGGACCCAACGAUCAGCUCGCUCCCCACUCCCCCCCCCCUCUGUCACACCUGAGGCGCCCCUGGCAGGGGAGGUGGUUUGAAUCCACCGCCGAUGGGGUUUGGGGAUGUCCCGACACAGGAAGACCAGUCUCCUGUGUUGGUCCGUGGUCAGACUGCUGUUGCUAGACCGAGUCCUGACCUGAAGGCCGUUCUUCCCUUUGAAGUGGAGCGUCCUCUCAGGAUGUGAGGAGCUGCCGGUUCUCCGGGUCUGCUGUGAGAACCAGAUUCUGCCAGAGCUGAGAGAGAAGAAAAGCACAGAGAGGACAGCAGCGUCGGGGCAGAUUAUCCUCCGGCCUUUUCACGUUCUGCCCCCCCUCGCUGUUGUUUGGCCCCCCCUCAUUCUGUCCAUGUUUCUGUGUGGAACUACCUCUGCCCCCGUCUGAGGACCCGUCAGCCUGGAUCCCUCAGGGACGAUCCGCUUCAGUUGCUCUGAACCCUGAGGACUUUUGGAGGUUUCGGCUCAGGAUCUGCCUCUUGGGUUUUCAGAACUUCACCGUCUCAGAAACGGUUUGUUUUCCUCGGCUGUGGAACCAGAACCAGAACCGUCACAUGGUUCUUUGUGUUUUUUUUCUUACAAUUGAUGGAGAGCACACGAUCUGAAUGAUUGGUUCUAACAGGGUUUUGUUCUAACACCUUCAUCUGGAUCAUCUCUGGUUUAAGCCCCCCCCCCCUGUUAUUCUGUGUCUAAUCAGAACACCCAGCUUUUCCGGCACAGAGACCCAUAAACUGCUUCUAAUCUGCCCCAUCAGGAUUGGGAUUUACACAAACAUCCAUGCUCUUGAAUGGGGUGAAGCUCAGGCCCCCCAUGUCCUGACAGAGGAAGCCUUCAUCCUCAGUUGACCCCCCUCUCGGCCUGGUUAUUGCCCCCACCAGUCACAGUCACAGCCUCUUCAUCCCAGCUGUUAGUCAGCAAACACACCGCCAGGAAACAGGAAGUGAUGCCAGGUAGCAGCAGUAAAAGCGGAGGGAGGGGUCCGUCCUCCUCACCGCUCCCCCACGCCGUGGCCCCCCCCAGCAGACCGCUGCGGCCCUCCCGCUACGUCCCGGUGUCGGCAGCGACCUUCUUCCUGGUGGGCUCCACCACGCUCUUCUUCUGCUUCACGUGUCCCUGGCUUACCGAGCGUUUCUCCGUCGCCGUGCCCGUCUACAAUGGAGUCAUCUUCCUGUUCGUGCUGGCUAACUUCUGCAUGGCCACAUUCAUGGACCCUGGGAUCUUCCCAAGAGCUGAGGAGGACGAAGACAAGGAGGACGACUUCCGCGCGCCGCUGUACAAAACCGUGGAGAUCCGGGGGAUUCAGGUCCGGAUGAAGUGGUGCUCCACCUGCCGCUUCUACCGCCCGCCGCGCUGCUCCCACUGCUCCGUGUGCGACAACUGCGUGGAGGAGUUCGACCACCACUGUCCGUGGGUGAACAACUGCAUCGGCAGGAGGAACUACCGCUACUUCUUCCUCUUCCUCCUGUCUCUGACGGCUCACAUCAUGGCCGUGUUCGGCUUCGGCCUGCUCUUCAUCCUCUACCAUCGGCAGAGCGUGGACCGCCUGCACGCCAUCGUCACGCUGGCUGUGAUGUGCGUUGCAGGUCUGUUCUUCAUCCCGGUGGCCGGCCUCACCGGCUUCCACGUGGUUCUGGUGGCCCGGGGCAGGACGACCAACGAGCAGGUGACGGGGAAGUUCAGGGGCGGAGUCAACCCUUUCACCAACGGCUGCUGGAAGAACGUGUCUCAUGUGCUCUGCAGCUCACUGGCGCCCAGGUAUCUGGGCAGGAAGCGAUGCACGCAGAACGUCAGCGUGCAGCCGCCGUUUUUGCGGCCGCAGCUGACAGAGGCCCAGCUGGCGGCGAAGAUCCUGGACAACGGCAUCCAGGGAGACCUCCACAGGUCCAAGUCCAGUCUGGAGAUGAUGGAGAGCCAAUCGUGUGACGCUGAGCCUCCUCCUCCUCCCAAACCGGAGCUGCGCUACCCCGGAAUCACCAGGGAGAACACAGAAGAGUGCAGCCUGCUGAACAAAGCCCCGCCCACCCCGACCAUGUACAAGUACAGGCCCAGCUACAGCCCGGGGAAGAACCACACCGCGCUCACGCACGCGUACGCCAACCAGCUGAGUCGGGGGGAGAGCACCGGCAGUGCCAGGGACUCCUCCUCCUCCACCUCCUCCCUUCUCCAGGCCAGCCAGCAGCCCGGUUUCCGCUCGCAGCCCAGCCUGGACCGGAGGGAGGCCCCCACCGACAGAGUGGGAGGGGGGGCCGGCGCCGACAGGAGAGAGGGGGGGCGGGAAUCGGGAGGCGGGGGCAUACCUGGCUACUCCCUGGGCGGGCGCUCGUACCCGUCCUUCUCUGACGCCAGCGUGCUCUCUGGACGGUCCUCCAGCUCCGCCCACACUUCAACAGGCACCGCCCACAUCUCCGAGGCAACCACAGCCAGCUUCAAAAGUCUAGCCAAUCAGACGCCGUCGCCCCACCGCAACGGGAGUCUGUCCUACGACAACUUACUGGUGGGGGGCGAGGAUCUCAACAAAGUGGGGGUCACCGCUGCCCCUGAGCUCUCCUCUGGGAAACCCUGUACAGCAGUGGGAGGCGGCUUCAACCCCCCCCUCCUGUUGCAGCAGAGGGAGGCGGACCUGCAGGCCUCCCAGUCUCCCCAUCACCACCACCACCGCUCCUCACACCACCACCACCCCUUCCUCCACCGCUCCUCCUCCUCCACGUCCUCCUCCCCCCCUCCCCCACCAGAGAGGGAGCGGCUGCUGGCUGACCUCCCACCUGGCCUUCAGAGCUCCGCCCCACUAUCUCAGCCUGGCCCCCACCAUCACCACCACCAUCAUCACCACCACCACCACCACUCCCACCACCACCACUCCACCUCCCGCCCCCCACGCUUCGCCGCUCCUCAUGCCCCGCCCCACCACCACUACCCGUACCGCACCCGCUCCACAGACACCCCGCUGGGGUCCACCAACACAAUCCAGUCCUUGCACACCCCACACCCCCCGCCCCUCGGCAAGUCGCUGUCUUACUCGAGCGCCGCCGCCGCCGAAAUGCAGUACCGGCUGGUUCGCAAGGCGUCGGCGUCGGCGGGGGCCAACGCAGCGGGGGCAGGAGGAGGAGGAGGGAUGGGAGGAGGAGCGGUCCAAGCGCCAAAGGAUGAGCUGAAACGGACCAAUGGGGGCCAGCCCUUCUCCUGCUCCACCCCCUCCUCCCCUUCUCAUCCAAGCCCCGCCCACAAACCUCAAGGGGGCAGUGUGAAGAAAGUGACGGGCGUUGGGGGAACUACCUACGAGAUUUCUGUAUGACAGGUAAAAGAGCGCUGAGGCUCCGCCUCCUCCCAUCCCAGAUCUCUGCGGAGAGGAACAGACUUCCUGUACAGCUGGGACGUCCUGGGCUUUCGGACGUCCUGGGCUUUCAGACUUCCUGGACUUUCGGACUCCCGCAUGGAGCAGCAGCCCCCUCCUGCCGGGGCCGGAGCAGCUCCGCCACAGAAAACAGGAUUUCUUUUCAAAGCUCUCACCUUCUUGUCCAGAUCCUCCACCUUGAGUCCACGGCUGCAGCUGCCGGUUCCCGGCAUCGGGUCACGGGGGCGCUUCCCCCCUGACAGCAGCCUGACUCCUCCCCUGAUGGGGGACCCGGACCCCUGGAACCUCCCUCCUUGUUCCUGGGCCUCCGUGACUCCGUGUUUGUACAGGACGACGGCGGGAUUUCUAAAUGUUUGUUUUUUAAGUGAUGUUCUCACAGAGCAUGCCCAGAUCCACAUCCCCCGUCACCAUGGAAACCAUCCAAUGCCAGACUUUUCUACCAAACUGGGUCCUGGAUAAGUGGAAGUCUGUUUUUUUUUUAACUUCUGGGAUUGAAUCUUGCUUUUUAAAGAUUUUUCAAUCCAAACAUUCAAAACGGAGAUAAUUUUCGCCUGUUCAGGUUUUCCUCCGGUGAAUGAAAAUCCACUUCCUGACCAGCUGCUGGAGAGGAAGGAGGCUUUGCAGGUUUGUCUCCUUGAAAUGUUUCUGAUGUCAGACCCGGGUCGGGUUUGAUUGAAGGAACCGCGUUUGGAACUUCAGAACCAAGUUUCACCACAGAGUUUUAGAAGAACCGAUCAGCUGACAGACACCUGGCUCCUCAAACACGGUGGUGGUAGUGUGGUGGUCGGUGUCUGUUUAGCUGCUGUAGGAGCUGGAAGACUUGCUUCAGCCAAAACCUCCUGAAGAAGGAAGUCUGUUCCAGAGCUGCUGGUUCUGAUCCAAACGGAGGAACCAGAUGAAGACACUCAGAAACAUUUGAACGGGACAAACCCUUCCUCCUGCGUUCCUCUCAUGUUUACAACUUUUUGAACUUGAUUCUAAAAUCAGACACGUGGUUUGACUGCAAACCCCUGCUUUUAUUAUGAAAAUCUGUGUUUUAUUGUGAAAGUGAGACGGUUUCCGUUUGUGCUCAUAAAACUGUUUUGAACAUUUCUCCCUCCAUCGCUGACCCCUCCCCUUCUAUCGCGUUGCCGUAGCAACUCUAAUCCGUCUCAGUGCGGGCGUCCGAUUAGAAAGAUUGUUGCUCGUCUCCUGAGACUCCGCCUCUAAGCGUCCGAGGGUAGCAGUGCAGCUCCAAAAUGUGAACUACUUGUAGCCCCCCCCCCCCCCCCAAGCACGGAAACGCCCCCCCAAAUGAAUACUUUCAAAAUAACAGCACAGCAUCAGAUGUUUGAUAAAAAUGUGAAUAGAAUUAGUCAAAUCAAAGCGUGGCGAGGACGAUGAGGCAUUCAAGAACAGCAGACAAGAGGAAAAAACGACGCCUUCAUGUCUUAAGAACCAGAACCACAGAAGUUCCUCCAUUGUUGUUGGCCGUUGAUGAUUGGGGGGGGGGUGCUUGCCUCUUUGUUGGGCCUGAAAUGAGCUGGGUUUGUAUUUCUAUUCCUGAACAAUCAGAACUCCAGCAGAACCAACUGACGUGUGGGUUUUCCAGAACCAAUCGGGCCUCCAGGGCGUUUUCAUGCAAACCGUGGCGUUGGUUUCUGUGGGCGCCGCGUGGACGGCUGAUGUUUGCUGUACAGAUCCAUGUGAGUCCCUCUGUGCUGCAAGCUGCUCAAUAAACUCCUCCUGUGGAACAUC